Messenger RNA from Acinonyx jubatus (cheetah), 2596 nucleotides. RefSeq names its product IQ motif containing G (gene IQCG). Gene Ontology annotation, molecular function: protein binding. NCBI's taxonomy places the organism in Eukaryota, Metazoa, Chordata, Mammalia, Carnivora, Felidae. The record is from RefSeq and is a predicted model, not a curated record. Bases 273 to 1631 code for a protein of 452 amino acids. Gene Ontology annotation, cellular component: sperm flagellum; cytoplasm. Gene Ontology annotation, biological process: cilium organization; sperm axoneme assembly. The transcript is spliced from 11 exons.
GAUGGUAGCCAGCUGGAGGAGGAGAAGAAAAGGUCCCCCAAAGCUGAGCGUUGCCAGGGAAACACUAUAGCUUGGUUCCUUAGGUGGAAAAAGUGAAGCCGGUCCGGAGAAUAUCUCCCCUCCUCGGGUACCCCAGAUUGUUACGCCAACAUGGGGGUAUCUUUUCCGCUUACCGCAGAGGAGUAGGGAAACAGCCUCUCGGAUCCUAGCGUGGAAGAGAAAGGCCAGGAACACGAAGGUGACUGCAUUUCUUGUGAGAUUGUAAAUGUACCAUGGAAGUUAAAAGUAGCUUAAGAAGAAUGGAAAAAGGCCAACUAGAAGCCUCAAAUCUUCCAUCAGAAGUCUGGCAUUCUGAGGUGACAGUGUCAGUGACAGGCGAGCCACCUGGUGCUGUAGAAGAAGAAGAAGAAACAGCUGAAGAAACAAACAUAGAAAUCAUCCCGGAAAUCAUAGAACCACUCUCCAUUCUAGAUGUGCUGAGGAUCUCCGCAGUUCUGGAGGAUACCACAGAUCAGCUCUCUAUUCUAAACUAUAUCAUGCCAGUUCAGUAUGAAAGAAGACAAAGUGUCAACAUGAAGAAAAAUAAAGAAAUCAACUUUGAAGGAAAGACCUUAGAAAAACUUUCAGAUGACCCAAAAACCUCAAAAAUAACCAGUCCAUUCUUACCUAAAGAAGAAACCAAGUUGCCAGAAAUCAGACAAGGAAGCCAAUUGGCCAACGGAUUUAACAAAACGCAAGAUCUUGUCUUCAAAAAACCUAUAAGACAGACCAUAAUGUCUACGGAGACACUGAAGAAAAUUCAGGUAGAUAGGCAGUUUUUCAGUGACAUAAUUACAAAGACCAUGCAGGAGCUGCAGGAGUCAGGCACUUUCACCAGUCUCUUGGAAGCUUUGGGCAAAGAGAGGGAAAACAGAAAGCAUUUCUAUGAUAUCAUUGCCAGGGAGGAAAAAGGAAGAAAACAGAUAAGAUCUCUUCAAAAACAGCUACUUAACGUCAAAAGAGAACGGCAAGCUGAGGUACAGAGUCGGAAUGAAUAUAUUGCUCACCUCAAGGACCAGUUGCAAGAGAUGAAGGCAAAAACCAACCUGGAGAAUCGCUAUAUGAAGAGAAACACUGAGCUGCAGAUCUCCCAGACCCAGAAGAAAUGUAACAGAACAGAGGAGCUCUUGCUAGAAGAGAUAGAGAAACUAAGGUUGAAAACCGAAGAAGAGAAUCGGAUUCAUAUGGAAAUUGAAACAUUCCUUAGAAAGGAGCAGCAGAAACUUGAGGAGAAGCUAGAGUUCUGGAUGGAGAAAUUUGAUAAGGACACAGAAAUGAAACAGAAUGAACUAAAUGCUCUCAAAUCUGCUAAGGCCAGUGACUUAGCACACCUUCAAGACCUUGCAAAAAUGAUAAGGGAGUUUGAACAGGUCAUCAUUGAAGAUCGGAUAGAAAAGGAGAAGACCAGGAAGAAGACAGAACAGGAUCACUUGGAACUCAAGAGCGUCUUACAGCUCCAGGCCUGGUGGCGAGGCACUAUGGUACGGAGGGAACUUGGUGGUUUCAAAAUGCCUAAGAAGGACAAAGAUGAUAUCAAGGAUUCCAAAGGUAAAGGCAAAGACAAGAACAAGCGGAGAGGCAAGAAAAAGUGACAUUCUCUUGCCUUUUCCUCUGGUAUUCUGGAGCUGGGAAGGUGGACUUGAAAACAUUUUACCAGUGCAGAGAACUCAUCUACAGGUUGUUUCUUAUUUGGACAUUUCCAGGUGCUGCCUGGUGUUUUCACUUUGCCUGUUGUAUUAGUUUGCAAACCCUGAAUUAGGACUAUACUGUUGACUUAGGGCUUCUUUUGAGAAACUUGGUGGGAAGUAUUUCUAGGAGGCUUAUGAAGAUUCUUCUUGCUCUUUCUUACUAGAAAAAAGUCAAGGGCUUAGUUAUUGUGAUGCAUUAAAACUUCAGUAAUUUCUGUAAUGUUCCUGAUUCUAUCAUUUGUCUACAGUGAAAAAACUCUUUAUGAGCAAAAGUGUUCAGUCAGAAUUCCAAGACGAUGCUUAUAAAGUGUCUAGCAUAAUAUAGACACAGUGAAGUUCCACAGGUUGGUUCCUUUCUGCCUUUUAGAUUUGUUAUCACUUUAGUGUUUUUGUUGGGGUGGUGGCAGCAUGGAAUAUGUAUCUUACUAUAAGCUGCUUCAGCUCCUUUUCUGGGAAAUAGGUAGGGAUAUAAAUUAUAAAUUAAAAAGAUAAAUAAUGAAUUAGAAUAAACAGAUACGAGAUGUUAGGGUGUACAACCCACACACAGUAAAGUUGGGGGACACAGGCCUGCUGGAAGACUAGCUUGGAGAGAUUUUCGAUCAUGAGACACCAGGGUCUAUGCCUGCUUUGCUUCCUCAACAAUUUUCACCUUGCAGGAUAUUAAGACUAAAACAGUAAGGAUAAUCCAAACAGAAUGUCUUGGGGUGCUAAAGCUUUCCCUACAGCAUAGUUGGUAAUUUAUGAAAGAAAAGUGUCCAAAUAUCACAUGUAUUUCAUGAAUUAAGCCUUAUAUGUGAUUCCAAAUAUAGGGAAAUGCUGAUAUCUGUACUUCCUUAGAGUAAAACAAACAAACAAACAAACAAACAAAC